This is a messenger RNA of Hordeum vulgare subsp. vulgare (domesticated barley), 1734 nucleotides long. Its product is annotated as riboflavin biosynthesis protein PYRD, chloroplastic. The coding region runs from base 16 to 1623 and encodes 535 amino acids. The record is from RefSeq and is a predicted model, not a curated record. Gene Ontology annotation, molecular function: hydrolase activity, hydrolyzing O-glycosyl compounds; diaminohydroxyphosphoribosylaminopyrimidine deaminase activity. Lineage: Eukaryota; Viridiplantae; Streptophyta; Magnoliopsida; Poales; Poaceae. The transcript has 3 exons. Gene Ontology annotation, biological process: carbohydrate metabolic process; riboflavin biosynthetic process.
UAGCAAAGUAUAACUAUGUGGCCAUGUGUGCAGGUAUUUGCUUUGAGAGAUGCAGGGGAUUUAGCAGAGAAUGCAACGGCUUAUGUGAGUUUGGAGCCCUGCAACCACUACGGGAGGACCCCUCCCUGCUCUGAAGCACUAAUCAAAGCCAAAGUUAAGGAGGUUGUGGUGGGGAUGACUGAUCCAAAUCCUAUUGUAGCAUCCAAAGGGAUUGAAAAACUCAGAAAUGCCGGGAUAGAUGUGAGGGUUGGUGUGGAGGAAGCAUUAUGCCUCAGAUUGAAUGAGGCUUACAUUCAUCGCAUGCUUACUGGGAAGGCCUUUGCAACUUUGAGAGCUACACUCUCGAUGAAUGGAAUUGUCAUAAACCAAAUUGGGAGCGGAACUGAUCAACCAGGAGGAUACUACUCACAGUUAGCGAAAGAAUACGACGGGGUUAUAAUUUCAAGCGACAUGGCCAAGGCGACUGCCUUACCAAUGUCACGCGAGGCUGGCGCCAAGCAGCCUCUUUACAUCAUCAUAGCGCAGGGAGAAGGUUCCAAAUUGGACAUCCCAUUUCUUGACGAAGAGUCUGCAUCUAACGCCAUAGUCCUUGCCGAUAGUCCCGUCACCGUGGAGCCAGCGGGAGUCAGCGUCUCAGUCCUCGAUCAGAUGAACCUAGAGUCCAUCCUUCAACUUCUCGCUGAUCGAGGGUUAUGCAGCGUGCUGGUGGAUUUCAGAGAUGCCGGAGGCGUCCUGGCGUCGCUGCUGAGCAAGUUUCAGGAGGACAAGCUGGUGCAGAAGGUUGUCUUGGAGCUCUCUCCUGUCUGGAUGGUGAGCCCUGGGCAGAGUGACCUGGCGUUUGGUGGCAGCCAGUCGUUUGCACUCAAGAACGUGGAGCACAAGGAGCGCGACCAGCACGAGCACCUGCGCCCGGACGGCACGGAGCCGCUGGCGCGCAUCGCCGUGGACUACACCCCGGACGCCUGCCGCCACGCGCCGGAGUCCGGCGAGAUCCACGUCACCUACGACGACCGCGGCGGCGCGCGCUGGCGGUCCCGUAGCCGCUUCCUCCCGGGCGGCGCCGUGGCAGCCGCCGUCCGCGCCCCGGCCGGCGACACCGCGGGACUCAACUACAACCUAUACCUCUCCUCCCUGGAGGGCUCCGGCGACAUGGACGAGAUCGACUUCGAGUUCCUCGGCAACGACAAGCGCGCCGUGCAGACCAACUUCUUCGUCGCCGGCAGCGGCGGCAGGGAGGCCGUCCACGAGCUCCCCUUCGACUCCUCCGACGGGUUCCACCACUACGCCGUCGCCUGGGACGCCGAGGCCAUCGAGUGGCGCGUCGACGGGGAGGUGCUCCGGAGGGAGGAGCGGCGCGACGGGGAGGAGCCCUGGCCGGAGAAGCCCAUGUUCCUGUACGCCUCCUUCUGGGACGCGAGCGGCGUCGACGAGGGGCGGUGGACCGGCACGUACCACGGCCGCGACGCGCCCUACGUCUGCAGCUACAGAGAUGUCAGGGUGCCCGUUGCGCUCUCAACAGAAGAGGAGGAAGAAGAAUGUCAGGAUGAUGCGGACGCCGGAGAUGAGGCUGAUGCUGCCGGCGCCGCGGAGGAGGAGAUGGAUGCCGGAGAUGGUGAAGAUUAGAUCUCGGCGUUGUUCUUCCGUCUAUGAUCGUGCCACGAGCCAUGUGGAUUUACAUAUCUUGGUCACGAGUGUGGUUUGGGUGUGUUGCAAUAAAUGAUUCAUGAAUUAUUU